GAGCUUCGCGCCGCUCUAGUGGCAACCCGCCUGACCCCUCUCGAUGCUCCCUUACACUUUAUAUGCGAAUCCAAGUUCCUGGUACCAGCCCUCACAACCAAACUGCCCGCUUGGGAGGACGCAGGCUGGAUAGGAGUCCGUUUCUCCGACGAACUCAGAGCUCUCACGAACGCCCUACGCCGCAGAUGCGCACCGACCUACCUUAAGAGAGCCCAGACAGACUCUGAGUGGGGCACUAUCAAUAAGGCGAACUUGCUACUCACCGAUGGAGCGCAACCGGCUGACCCACGUGAUUCCGACCUUCGACGAGACGCUGCUUUCGACCUAUCCGGUGCCCGUCUAGCCACCCUCACACAGAAGCUCGCUUACGUGGGGGUGAGGGAGACUGCAGUCACAGAAGACCGCCGCCGAACGACUGCCGGUGUCUCCGAAUGCGUCGAUGCCAUGCUGGCUGCCGGCUUUCGGAACCCUCAACCGGCCGACCUGUGGCGCAGUAUCCGACACAAGGACAUGAGACGUCCAAUCACCGACUUCUUGUGGAAAGCCAUACAUGGGGCACACCGCAUUGGGCCAUACUGGGCGAAGAUCCCCGGGUAUGAAGACCGGGCAAAGUGUACGACCUGUGGAGAAGAAGAAACACUGUCCCACAUCCUCCUCUCCUGUGAAGCGACGGGACAGAGCAUGAUCUGGGAACUCACGCGUAACGUCUGGGAGCGGAAAAAGCUGCCUUGGGCCAUACCGAGUACUGCGGAGAUCCUUAGUGUAGGAUCGGUUUUCUGGACACGCCCCGGGAAACGCACACGACGGGAAGGAGCGUCCCGCCUGUGGCGUAUACUGAUCUCUGAAUCGGCCUUCCUUAUUUGGAAACUUCGGUGCGAGCGCGUAAUCGCGCAUGCAGACGAGGAGGAGUGGCAGCACGCGGUAGAGAGUGUCGGUAACCGCUGGCUCUCGAACCUGAACCUCAGACUGCACCGGGAUUGCGCCAUGACCCACCGCCGCUUCGGGCGGCUGGCAAUCCCUACCCUGACUGUCCUAAGCACAUGGAAUGGGGUAAUUCAAGACGAGUCCGCCCUCCCUGAGGACUGGACCAAAUGUUCAAAGGUUUUAGUGGGUAUCACGCCCCGCAUCCCCUUGGAUGCUGGGUGA
Fomitopsis serialis is the source of this 1146-nucleotide messenger RNA. RefSeq lists its product as uncharacterized. NCBI's taxonomy places the organism in Eukaryota, Fungi, Basidiomycota, Agaricomycetes, Polyporales, Fomitopsidaceae. The record is from RefSeq and is a predicted model, not a curated record. The annotation marks the transcript as partial. The transcript has a single exon.